Histoplasma mississippiense is the source of this 2406-nucleotide messenger RNA. RefSeq lists its product as hypothetical. The coding region runs from base 1 to 2406 and encodes 801 amino acids. Gene Ontology annotation, biological process: microtubule-based movement. The record is from RefSeq and is a predicted model, not a curated record. Lineage: Eukaryota; Fungi; Ascomycota; Eurotiomycetes; Onygenales; Ajellomycetaceae. Gene Ontology annotation, molecular function: microtubule binding; microtubule motor activity; ATP binding. The transcript is spliced from 6 exons.
AUGGACAGCGAUGAGAAUACUCACCGGUUCUCCUCGAGCAUUCCUCGCCCAAACAGAGCCAACUCCAAUGGCAGAAGCCUUCAUGAUAUUACCGUGUCCGCAAAUAACAAUGCCGCUGGUACCAUGAUGCCCCCGCCAGGCACUAUCAGCCGAAAACAUGUCGAAUCAAUCGUGACAGAAUCGGCCAUGCAGACGAGGAAAACAUUAGUCGAAAGGGGUGGGGAAACUAGAAAGAAAACCCAUCUUGGCCACUCUGCCUCGAAAUCUAUGAGUUCCAGGCCCUUAUCUGCUCUUUCGACCUCAACCUCCUCCCGCCCAGUAUCCGCUGCUUCGCGAAAUGCGCCACACAACCAAACCUCUUCUUCCCAUGGCCCUAGUUCGCGAACGAGACCAUCGGCCCAUAACAUCGGACGACCUCAGACUUCCUUCGGGUAUAGCCACUCACAUAGAGUCUCUUCGCCACGUCCGGUAACCUCAAUGAGCACUCGAGAUGACGAUUCCCAAGACUCCGUUUUGGGAAAGCGAAAGGUAGAAGCAUGGGACCAGGACGCUAAAAUGGAAAAAAUGAACGCCAUGUGUGAUUUACUUCUCAAUCGUUUUCAGGGCACAACGAACCAAAGUGCCGGACUCAAGGAAGCAAUAGAGCUGUAUAAAUCUCGCCUUCAGGAGAUAGAGGAAAAGAACUCGCAGCUUUCCGAGCAUAAUAUUACACUCCGCGUUGACCUUGAUACUACAAAAUCUCGCCUCUUGACAAUUGAGAACAACCUUAAAGAUGUUUCGCGUGACCAUGAGAUUGCAAUUGAUGAUUUAGAGAGACAGCACCGCAUUGAUUUAGAAGCAUCACGUCAAGAAGCAAGCAAACGAAUUGAAGAGCUUGCGGUUAAACACAAGGAAGAAAUGAGGGAGUUACGUAGUCGGUUUGACAAUGAGAUCGAGAAUGAACGGAACAAAUUACGACAGGAACUGAACCAAAUCAAUGCUCAAACUGCCAUCGAUUUACAACGAUCUCAAAUUGAAAUGGAAAACAGGAAUCGCGAGCUCAGAGACAUUCAGGCCGAGGUGAAUCGCUUGUUGAGUGAUUUAGAUCGUGAACGCACACUCAACAAGGAGCUCCAGCACAACAUGGUGAGGAAUGCCAGUAACACGAUGGCUCUGGAGUCUUCUGUUAGCGCACUGAGAGCAAGGAUUGAAUUUCUUGAGUCUGGUAACAAAGAACAGUCUGAUGCGUUUGCCCGCCUUGAUCAGCAACUCCGAGAUGCGCUAGCAGAAACGCAAGCAACAAAAGACAAGCUGCGCAAAGAAGAGACAUUGCGACGAAAGCUCCAUAAUCAAGUACAGGAACUGAAGGGAAAUAUUCGGGUUUUCUGUCGCGUUCGUCCCUUGCUUAAUAAUGAACCCGUCGAGGAUUCUGCAAGAAUCGAAUUCCCAGAUUCAGAAGCUGACUGCAAGGAAAUUUCGGUCCUUGGCCCGGAGGAGAAGAGCAGUCUUGGGAGCAUCACAACCAAAACCUAUGCUUAUUCUUUUGACCAUGUAUUUGGCCCGUCAUCUCAAAACACCGAGGUCUUUGAAGAGAUUAGCCAACUCGUCCAAAGUGCGUUGGAUGGAUACAACGUUUGCAUAUUCUGCUACGGCCAAACUGGCAGCGGAAAAACUCACACGAUGUCGUCUGAAGAUGGUAUGAUCCCCUGUGCUGUUCACCAAAUAUAUGAUACCGCAAGUGCGCUUGAAGAAAAGGGAUGGCAUUAUACCAUGCAAGGAAACUUUGUGGAGGUUUACAAUGAAAAUUUGAACGACCUACUAGGUAAAGCGGAAGAAUUCGACAAGAAAAAACAUGAGAUUCGCCAUGACAUGCAAAAAUGCAAAACAACUAUUACGGACAUUACAACAGUCAACCUGGAUUCUCCAGCACGCGUCGAGUCUAUCUUACGACGUGCUGCCAUGAAUCGCUCAGUUGCUGCAACCAAAGCAAACGAACGAUCUUCUCGAUCACAUUCCGUUUUCAUCUUAAAAUUAAUUGGGGAAAACCGCUUCACGGGAGAAAAGAGUGAGGGUACACUUAACUUAGUUGAUCUUGCUGGCAGUGAGCGGCUGAGCCAUUCCAAAGCCACUGGUGAGCGGUUGAAGGAAACUCAAAGCAUCAACCGUAGCCUCAGUUGCUUGGGCGAUGUAAUCGGGGCCCUUGGGCAGGGAAAAGAAGGUGGACAUAUUCCGUACAGGAACAGCAAGCUUACAUAUCUACUUCAAUUUUCACUGGGGGGCAACUCCAAAACCUUGAUGUUCGUCAUGGUCAGCCCAAGGCAGGAACAUCUAAAUGAAACCCUGACUAGCCUCAAGUUCGCGACAAAAGUCCACAAUACCCAUAUCGGGACCGCCAGGAAACAGACGAAGAUGAUUCGCGAAUCAUAG